UGUUCUAAUUCUACUAAUUUUAAUAGUUGGAGGCGAAGGAGCAAUUAGUGAAAUUACAUUUGCAGCCUGAAGAUAAAGGGUGGAUGAGUGGGGGUGGUUUGGGGUGGCGUGGUGCAUGCGAGCCAUAGAACCCUGCCACACCUGCACUGCUGUCCGCAGGUCAUUCUACCUUCUCUUCUCGUCUCACUCAAAAGCCAGAGGCACCAAAAUAGAUUUUUUUGUCACUCGUUCGAUGAGAAAGUCAGCAACAAAGUUGUUGAAACUCAAAGGCUGCAUUAUUUGAAACAAUAUCCUGCCUGGUUUGGAAAUUUACGAACCUUUUUAUUUGUAACUUUUGGAAUCGAGUUUGAAAAGAUGACGGAGAUAACGCGUUCCAAUUACCAAGAAUUGCUCCCUGAAAUUAAUGAACAAAUUAAAAAUGCAACCUUCAUAAGCUUUGAUGCUGAAUUUUCUGGACUCGGCCCUCCCUCUGGGGGAAUUCGCACAUCACUAUUUGAUAGCGGUGCAGAACGGUACCAAAAAUUACGUAGCAUCGUAAUGCAAAACACAGCUCCUCAGAUUGGCUUCUGUAUUUUCCGUAAAACUGACGAUGAUGCUGCUAACGUAUAUCAUGUCGAUGGAUACCAAGCAUACGUUUCUGAACCAUGUUUCGCAAGUUUUAACAACACGAAUAAUGUCGUUUUAUCCCUGGAAUAUAAAUGUGCCAAAUUUUUGAGACAGUGCAAUUUUGAGUUCAAUGCGCUUAUCGAAAGAGCCGUACCUUAUCUAAAUUCCAAGAAAACUAGGGAUCUUACAGUGUAUUUUAACCAGCAUCCUGACUUUAUAUGGAAGCACCCUAACCGUUAUUUUGAUAAAACAUUUUUCCCAGAGUCUGAAAGAGCUGGAAAACAUUGUUACACAUCAGAGGAUAAAGUAAACAUUGUAAAACGGCUGAGGGGAUUGUCGCAAAUAGUUGAUGUUAUCCGGGAGCACAAAAUCCCUUUGGUUGGGCACAAUUUUGCAUUGGACCUGCUAUAUUUCUUCAGAAUGUUCUGCACAGAGUUACCAGGUAAUGACUAUGAUACAUUCAAGAGUUUGGUUGGCAACUUCCUCCCUCACGUGUAUGAUACAAAGUUCAUGGUUCUAAGCUGUAGGAAACUCUUACAUAGUCACCCAGCGUAUAAGAAUAAUCAAGACAAGGACAAAUUAGAAUCAAGCAGUUUAUUUACAGCAUUUCUAAAUACGACCGUGAUAGGUGAUCGGUUUUGUCCACAUGUGGAGAUGAACUCUACAUGUGUCCACUUUGAAAAAAGUUUGCAAAUCGGGCGAGAGUCUGAUUUAGAGGUUGACAAGAACGACCUGGUACAUAGUCCUGGAUUUGAUUCAUGUAUCACUGGGAUUUUGUUUCUUAACAUUAGCCAUAUUGCAGCUAGAAUUGAUAAAAAUUUUGAGCGAAGGACCGGUCCCCCUACUCUUUCCGAACUCUUGGAAAACGUCCAGUCAUGGAAAGAUCAAGUUUUUAUUUCCCGUGCAGCCGUGCUGGCAAUGUAUCUUAGUGGAAAUGAUCCAAAACCUUGUAGACCAAGAUGGACUGAAGCCACGAUUAUGCAGAAAAUUAACUUUCCCGUUCUAAAGGAGUCCUUACUGAAAUUAGGUCCAGUAGACAUUGAGAAAAUAAACGAUUACUCAUUCCGAUUUGCUGCUGCAGGUGGUAAAUGUGCAAGACAAAUGAAGAAACUGCUUACGGAUGAAGGAUACAAAAUUAAAAACAUCAAUAUUCCUUACAACAAAGAAAGCUAUGCGGUAUCUGGAGAAUUGAAACAGGAUGGAGUGUAUGACCGAUCCAAGCUGUUGGGAUAACUCAGUGUUUACGUUUGUUAUGCACAUAUGUAUUACGGCGUUUUCUGAAUGAAAUAAAAUGUAUAUCAUUAGCCGUA
This is a messenger RNA of Folsomia candida, 1916 nucleotides long. RefSeq names its product pre-piRNA 3'-exonuclease trimmer. Gene Ontology annotation, biological process: nuclear-transcribed mRNA poly(A) tail shortening. Bases 355 to 1839 code for a protein of 494 amino acids. Gene Ontology annotation, cellular component: endoplasmic reticulum; cytoplasm. Gene Ontology annotation, molecular function: RNA binding; poly(A)-specific ribonuclease activity. The transcript has 13 exons. Lineage: Eukaryota; Metazoa; Arthropoda; Collembola; Entomobryomorpha; Isotomidae. The record is from RefSeq and is a predicted model, not a curated record.